AUGACCCAGCGAGGAUGUGCACCAGCAGCCACACCAUUGGGAGCCUCUUGGUGCUCUCCGUGCUGGAGAUAGGGCUGGGGGUCUCCAGCGUGGCCGUGGGGGCGGUCAGUUUCAGCCUGGUCCUUGCGGAGCAUAAGCCUCAGCUGGGAGACUCUUCUCCGGUAUGGAGCGGGGUGUGUUUUCUGCUUUGUGGCAUAUGUGGAAUAUUGUGUGCCAAAAAAAAAUCUGGACUUGUCAUGAUCCUUUUUUCAGCCUGUUGCAUCUGCGGACUAAUUGGAGGAAUAUUAAAUUUUCAGUUCCUUCGUGCUCUGACAAAGAAGUCCUCCACUCUCUAUUCUUUGCAUCUUACUUCCAUGUCUCUUGCAUGCAUUGGAAUUGGAGGUUGCACACUUUCUUCCUGGCUCACUUGCCGGCUAGCCAGCUAUGAACAAAGGAGAAUGUUCUCCGAAAGGGAGCAUUCACUGCAUCAUUCCCACGAAAUGGCAGAGAAAGAAAUGACAGACAAUAUGAGCAAUGGAGGACCACAGCUGAUUUAUAAUGGAAGAGUGUACGAAAAGAUUUAAAAAGUUCAAGGAAAAAUAUAUUUUUACGAUUUUCUUCAGGACAAACAAAUAGACACCAAGAGACUGAGAUUAAAUGGAAACAGUCUUGGCUUUUAUUGCUAGAAUUUCACAACUGCAGAACAGCACAGUUGCAUUUCCCUUUAGAAACAUAUCUAAAAUUUCUCUCCCAAGGAUUUUGUGGAUAUACAGUAUUUAUUCACUCCACCUCUAUUCCUUUUUUCUUUUUGUCUGAAUAACUUUCCAGAAUUAUUA
This is a messenger RNA of Mauremys reevesii (Reeves's turtle), 815 nucleotides long. It is a transcript of the gene TMEM196, whose product is annotated as transmembrane protein 196. NCBI's taxonomy places the organism in Eukaryota, Metazoa, Chordata, Testudines, Geoemydidae. Bases 15 to 563 code for a protein of 182 amino acids. The record is from RefSeq and is a predicted model, not a curated record. The transcript has 4 exons.